AUGAUUAAGCCACGCGUCCAAGCGGACAGCCAAUGGAGCGCCCAGGCGCGUACACACCCUUCGGUGACCGGGUGCGCACCUGAAUCUGGGGACGUGUCUUGCAGGAACUUGUGGGUGAGGGUGGUGCUUGUCCACUGGUCCCGGGCGCGGGAUGGGGAGCUCGACUUCGUGAUCUGGCUGGUUCUAGGGGGCGCCCCGGUGUUCGGCUUCUUCAAGGGCAUGUCCUUCCCCCUGGCCAGCAUCGCUGUCUACAACUCCGUGGUAUUUGGAGUCUUCAGUAACACGCAGAGGUUCCUCAGCCAGCAACAGUGCAGGGAGCCCAGGGCCGGCACGCCCCACAGCCUGUCGGACCUGCUGCUGGCCAGCAUGGUGGCCGGCGUGGUCUCCGUCGGGCUGGGCACGCCCGUGGACCUCAUCAAGAUCAGGCUGCAGAUGCAAACACAGCCAUUCCGGGAAGCCAACCUCGGUUUGAAGCCCCGGGCAGCAGUUCUUGGGGAGCGGUCAGCCUACCAGGGGCCUGUGCAUUGCAUCGCAACCAUCGUGCGGACUGAGGGCCUGGCGGGGCUGUACCGGGGAGGCAACGCCAUGCUGCUGAGGGACGUCCCAGGCUAUUGCCUCUACUUCAUCCCCUAUGUGCUCCUGAGUGACUGGAUCACACCUGAGGGCUGUGCAGGCCCUAGCCCCUGUGCCGUGUGGCUGGCAGGUGGCAUGGCAGGAGCAAUUUCUUGGGGGACAGCGACUCCUAUGGAUGUCGUGAAAAGUCGUCUCCAAGCUGACGGGGUUUAUUUAAACAAAUACAAAGGUGUCCUGGACUGUAUCUCCCAGAGUUACCAGAAGGACGGUCUUAAAGUGUUUUUCAGAGGCAUCACUGUGAAUGCGGUGCGGGGCUUCCCCAUGAGUGCGGCCAUGUUCCUUGGGUACGAGCUCUCACUGCAGGCGAUCCGAGGGAGCCACGCCGUGACCAGCCCCUGAGUGCCAGGGCCAGAGUCACCUGGCCAGGGUGUCACCUGACCAGGGUCUCACUCCGCUACAGGUUGCUGCUGACAGCGAUGUCUCCGGAACCCAC
Molecule: messenger RNA, 1066 nt
Organism: Hipposideros armiger (great roundleaf bat)
Lineage: Eukaryota; Metazoa; Chordata; Mammalia; Chiroptera; Hipposideridae
Gene: SLC25A48
Product: solute carrier family 25 member 48
Exons: 6
Coding region: 1-972 (323 amino acids)
Biological process (GO): transport
Cellular component (GO): mitochondrion
Molecular function (GO): transmembrane transporter activity
Source: RefSeq, a predicted model, not a curated record